CGUCUAUAAGUGUUGAAUGCUAGUGUAAUAUGCUUGUGGUAGAGAAAAAUGGUAGGACCAUUGAGGCCUCAAUUUGUGUUGUUUGGUUCAUCCAUAGUUCAGCUCAGUUUUAGUGAUGAAGGUUGGGGAGCUAUUCUUGCCAACUUGUAUGCUCGCAAGGCAGAUAUAAUUUUGCGAGGAUACUCAGGUUGGAAUUCAAGGCGUGCUCUGCAGGUUCUGGAGAAAAUAUUUCCCAAGGAUGCCACUGUGCAACCAUCAUUGGUAAUUGUGUAUUUUGGUGGUAAUGAUUCUAUUCAUCCACAUCCAUCUGGCCUUGGUCCUCAUGUGCCCCUCCAAGAAUACAUUGAUAAUAUGAGGAAGAUUGCUGUCCAUCUUAAGAGCCUUUCAAAGAAGACUCGCAUAAUAUUUCUCAGCUCUCCUCCCAUCAAUGAGGCAAAAAUCCAUGAAGUGCUCAGUAAUCAACUGGGGCAAACAAGAAGGACAAAUGAAUCGUGUCGAAUAUAUUCAGAAGCGUGUUUGGAGCUGUGCCGCGAGAUGAAUGUCAAGGCCAUUGAUCUCUGGUCUGCUCUCCAACAAAGGGAUGACUGGUUAAAUGUUUGCUUCACGGAUGGAAUUCAUCUAUCAUCUGAGGGGAGCAAGAUAGUGGUUAAAGAGAUAUUGAAGGUCCUCAGAGAAGCAGACUGGGAACCUAGUCUUCAUUGGAAGUCAAUGCCAAUUGAAUUUUCAGAAGAUUCACCAUAUGAUCCAAUUGGUGGGGAUGAAAAGACAACUGUAAAUGUAUCUAACUGGAACUUCCAGGGGUGUUUCCAAUUUGACUAGAGUUUUGUGCACUUAACAAACUACGGAAAGGCCCAUAAUUUGAAGAAUCUCUAGUCAAAAAAUAGUAGGGUUAUGUUGUACUUAAAGAAAUAUGAUGAUGUUCUUACAUAUUGGGUUAGUUAUAUCUGGUUUUUAAGCAUGUGAAUGUUGUUAACUUGUCAUUAGUUAUAUCUGGUUCUUACAUAUUGGGGAGCAAAAUAUGCAUUACGGAACCAACGUUAAGCCUUCCUUUUUGUAUGAGAAGCCCGCAU
Messenger RNA from Gastrolobium bilobum, 1070 nucleotides. Its product is annotated as GDSL esterase/lipase WDL1-like. NCBI's taxonomy places the organism in Eukaryota, Viridiplantae, Streptophyta, Magnoliopsida, Fabales, Fabaceae. The coding region runs from base 49 to 819 and encodes 256 amino acids. The record is from RefSeq and is a predicted model, not a curated record. The transcript has 6 exons.